Molecule: messenger RNA, 1830 nt
Organism: Nematolebias whitei (Rio pearlfish)
Lineage: Eukaryota; Metazoa; Chordata; Actinopteri; Cyprinodontiformes; Rivulidae
Gene: mims1b
Product: family with sequence similarity 210 member Ab
Exons: 4
Coding region: 182-1033 (283 amino acids)
Cellular component (GO): mitochondrion
Source: RefSeq, a predicted model, not a curated record
CCAGUGCACAGUCCUUGUGCGACGGUAAAUGUGGUGUUUGGAGUGUUCACAGCCCCACCAGUCUCGCGCAUGGCCCUCAGGAUUCGAAAGUUCUGCUUGUUCCUGACUUAAAUACACAACUUUUAGUUUUGUGGUUGAACGUCACAGCAGCACAACGGGGGACGACUAGAAGGAGAGCAGGAUGAUAAUCCGACGUGUCCUGACUCAGGGGGCUCUGUGGCGGGUGGCAGCGACCCGCCCGGUCACGGUCGCUGCUGCCGUCUCUGAGCGCACCGUGGUGAUGCGGGGCUGUGCUCUCCGCCUGUCGUUGCCGCAGCCUUUUAACCCGCGGUGGCUCUCAGCAUCAGCCUCCAGCAGAGCAGCACAUCAACCGAAGCACCAGCCCCCACAGGACGGAGCCCAGUCCAGCUCUACACCUCCACCUCCGGACGUCCAGAGAAGGGAAAGUGAGCCUGAUCCUGCAGAGGUGGACCCACUGCAGGACAAGUCCAUCGGCUUGGUCCAGAGGUUCAAGAAAACCUUUAAACAGUAUGGAAAGGUGAUGAUCCCAGUGCACCUGGUGACGUCCUCCCUCUGGUUUGGCACCUUCUAUUACGCUGCUAUGAAAGGUGUGAAUGUAGUGCCGUUCCUGGAGAUGAUUGGUUUACCCGAGUCUGUAGUCGGCCUUCUGAGAAACUCAUCAAGUGGCUAUGCUCUGACUGCGUACGCCAUGUACAAGAUUGCAACUCCUGCCAGGUACACUGUGACUUUAGGCGGAACGUCACUGUCCGUUCAGUAUCUACGCAAACAUGGCUACUUCUCCACCCCUCCACCAGUCAAAGACUACAUCCAGGACAAAAUGGAGGAGACGAAGGAGAAACUGACUGAAAAGAUGGAGGAGACGAGGGGCAGAUUCACAGAAAAAAUGGAGGAGACAAAAGGACGCAUCUCUGGGAAAAUGGAAGAGACCAAAGACAAGCUUUCUGAGAAGCUGCAGGAAACUAAAGACAGAGUCUCGGAGGGAAAAGCCUUCUUCAGGAAGAAAAGUGAAUAGUUCCUGUAGCUCUCACUGGUGAACGAUUCUGUUCAUAUCUGUUUGGAGUUGUAGGUAGAGGACACAGAGCACACGUUUCUCAGACUGUUCACAUGGAGGAGUGAGAGACACUGUCCUUGUCAGUUUUUCCUGUUGUUUAUUUAAAUGUCCGAUCAGUCUCUAAUGACCUCCCAUGAUGCACUGCACGUGUAGACUAGCAGCUUAACAGACCGUUGGCAACGUUGCGUCCUGCUUCUGUUGUCCCAGACUGGAUUUAGACUAAACCACCUUAACUUAGCUCCUGAUGACAGCAGGUUGGUUUAGUUUUUUCACUUUAAUAGAGAACUGGACUUCACAGACAAACCAUCGGAACCACUCAAAGCCAAACAGACCGUUUUGUAAAGAGCCGUGCUAAACCUGCUCAUACUGAAAAUAAAACUUGAACCUCUUCGUUAUCAUUGCAGUAGUCUAUUAAAGCCUUCGUGAAGGCUGGAGAGUUCACCUUGUGUCCUUCGUGUUGUGAUUAGACUUUAAACUUUGUGUUUUUUUGAUAGCCAAAGCUGAUUUAUCACAAUCUUAGUGGUGUUGACACCGUGUAUUGACUGAAAGUUGUGUGUUGAAAUGACCACAUUAGGUGAUGUUUUGGAAGCUAAAAUCUUUAUUUCCUUGUGGGGAGUUGAUCACGCAUCAGAGUUACUGGCAUCAGUGAAAUUCUGUCAGUAAUGGAUUAAAUGUUCUUGGCAGAAUCACCGUCUAACUAAAAACAUACUAAAUAACCAACAAGAAGAAUAUGCCUUUGAAAUGGAGUGAUGAAUAAA